This is a messenger RNA of Plodia interpunctella (Indianmeal moth), 4749 nucleotides long. RefSeq lists its product as uncharacterized. Bases 207 to 2741 code for a protein of 844 amino acids. Lineage: Eukaryota; Metazoa; Arthropoda; Insecta; Lepidoptera; Pyralidae. The record is from RefSeq and is a predicted model, not a curated record. The transcript has 6 exons.
UUGAAGUGGAAACACCAGAUACUAUUGGAUAGAUAUAUUGUGAUAAAGGUGAUUUUUAUAAAGAGCAUAAUAAAAAAUUGAUCUUUGAUACUACAGUUGUCUAGGCACUUGUCAAUAGUGGUGGCAUGAUAUUGUAAGUUGUUAGUGAUAUCGUCUUGUAGCUAGACACAAUUAACUUCCAGCAUAACGUUGCAACAUUAAAAACUAUGCUGUUCAAAUUGUUUUUCUUUUGUUCGUGUAUCGCCGCUACGAUCGCAAUCAACCGCCCUGUAUACAAGGUUCUCCUCACGCAGAAGGGGUAUGCCCAAUUCCUACAAUACGAUUUGGAGACUCCGCCAUUGAUCGAGUUUACUUUCUGCACGUGGGUCCGUCUGUACAAUCUCGCUAAUGAACAGACCUUCUUCACUUACAUCGUGAACGGGAAUAAGAAUAUGGUACGGCUGUGGGUGGACCCUGGAGGACGGAAUGUGCAGCUAGCGAUUAACGGCUGGCUGGCGACUACGUCUCCCAUUGAGAUGACGAAAGACGUGUGGAAACAUGUCUGUGUGUCCUACCAGUCGGACUACGGCGCUUGGGCUCUCUAUGUCGACGCCAGACUGGUCACAUGUGGUGCUUCUCAGGCACUACACGGCUUCGUACUGCCACCUGGGGGUAGCGUAAAUAUUGGAUAUGGUACUUCAGACAACGGAGUACCCAGCGGCGUGGAGGGAGAAAUAUUUGGCGCAAACAUGAUCCUAAUAUCAACAAUAGAAAGAAAUUAUACAAUGAAGCAGAAUCCUAGAUUUAGACAAAGACACUUCUUACAAAAUAGAAUAAAAAAGAACAGGGCUGAAGCAGACAAUUACAUAAUACUUAACGAUCUUAGAGAAAACAAAAUACAGAAUAAUUUUAAUAGUCCAAACAAUCCUACAUUUUCAGGUAUAAACUUUACUACUCACCAAACGACUCAAGAAGGCUCAGCCGAAACAUCAAAUGAAAGAGAAAUUUUAGAUUUUGCUAUUCCUGGCCGAAUAAGAGCUACAACCGACUCUAAUAACAUACAAUUUUGGCAUUUGUUUGAAUAUGGCAAAGAAAACAAAUUACAGCGAAAUAAGGAGCUUCACAGUGCACCAACUGUAGACCUUCCGACCGUGUCCGAGUUUGAAACACCUCCUCCACCCAGCGUUGAAAAUACUUUACGUCCAAGGCAGAAACAAAAACCAGGAGAAAAAUCAAAUGAUACUUAUACAGUUAAACAAACUAAUCAGAAAAAUUCUCAAAGAGUCCAAAGUUCUUUUGAAGUUUUGGAAAUUGAAACUCCUCCGCCACCUCAGGACGAUAACAAAGUAUACGGGCAGUGGGUGAGUUCCAAGUUUGCUGGUAGUGUGUUCAAUCAUCUAAGGAAUAUCCGGUUUAACAAAAAAGAAUUACAACCGCAUCCGACUAUCUCCCUACCCAAGUUAUCUGAUGCAUAUCCUUAUGCAUCUGAAUUUCAAUUAACCAAACUGAAACCACCUGUAGAAUUCGAAAGACGGAAUUUAGGAGUUAAUUCAUUAUAUCCCGAUAUAUUCACUAAACGGCGACCGCAGUAUAAUGUACAAGUAUUAGAAGACGAUAUAAGAGAAAAGAUUAUCAAGGCACAUUCCAGAUUAAAAGCAAAAAAUAUCAAUGUCGUUAGUAAAGGUGAAUCAAAACUUACCCACGACAGAUUUUACAGAGCAGCUAAAUACGAAUCUUCCGAAAGCACUGAAACUAUUCCAGUAUCAAAGAUACCGCGACCAUUUAAAAGGCCAACAAAUUCGAGAAGACCCAAUGAAAUUCAAAGCAGUACAAAUAUUAAAAAUCAGAAUUUUAAAAAUCUUUUGACGGCACUGCCUUUUUUAAAAUCUAUAGGGGACUUAAUAGAUGAUUCGGAAAAAUUAGAAUCAAACAAUGAAUUUAAGAAUGACGUGUAUACACGCAGUUUAUCGAAUGGGAAUAAGUGGCAUAAUACAAAGUCCUACAGUAAUGAUUAUACACCGCGACAUGUUAAUGUAGAUUCCAAAACACAGCAAGACAAUUUAGAAAGUAAAUUAGCAAAUGCUGAUAAUAAACAUCCAGCAAUCAAAUUAAAAUAUAAGUAUCAAGGUCGAAACCAGAAUGAAACUCCAAUGAAACAUGGUCAAAACUUGGCCAAAUCUGUGUCAUCUCAGGCAGAAAUUGGGUUAACGAAAGCACAGAAUCUGGAUUCUGUAUCUAUACAGAAAUAUAUUUACGAAUCUUUAGAUGACAAAAAUGAACAUUCUUACAAAACUAAAGCAAAAAAUCUGGACAGCAUUAAUAAUUUCAAUAAACACGUGAAAAUAGGAAACGCUCUUAACGAACUGCCUGUGAUAGGACGAAAUGAGAUGCAGAAAAAACGAAGUUUUGAGGGUGGGGAUGCGAGAGUACCAGAUAUAAACAGAUACAGAUCAGACAUAGACAAAGAGUUCGGUAACGUGCCUCCAUCUAUAAGUCCUAAAGUCUGCAAGAACGUAGAAUUGUACGAUCGAGUAUUGUACAUCCAACCAGAUGAGAGUGUAGACUUAACUUACUUUUUGUCGCCAGUGAAAUUGAAAAACCACGCAAUAGAGUUCAUUCAGCAAAACUACAAAAUGUGUUCGUUGGACAAUUCGAUAUUCGAGAAAGAUCCUCUUCUAUAUUUAGACUGGAGUAGAACACCAUUAAGACUGUUUGGUGGUGCGUAUUUGCAGACAACUACAGAUCUGUGUGGAUUUUUCUAAAACCAAAUGUAGAAUAUAAGUGGUAAUUAUAAUAUUAAUUAUAAGAUUCGUGUAACUGCUUACACAAAUCCCGUACAUUAUUAAAAAAUCAAUGCAAAGAUUUUUGGAGAUUUGUCCUAUCGCCAUUGCAACAUGUACAUUGGUUUCACUCAUUUCAAAUUAAUUGAAUGAAAUGCAUGGACAUGUCACCCAGUGUAAGAGUAAUUGCAUAAUAAGUAUAGUGCAGUAAGAAAUAGUAUAUAAUUCCAUAUAGGUAUAAAGAAAAUCGUACGCCUCAUUAGUUUAAGCUGUAUUGUAUCCGCAUAGAAUUAUUUGAUUUCGGUAAUAUACAUUUAUAUUACGAAAAAAAAAAACAUAAAAUAUUAAAAUGAUGGCUUACAUGGCUUAAUCAGGUUUUUGACGACCUCAAUGGCUCAGUGGCAAAGUGCUUGCCUCUGAACCGAGAGGUCCCGGGUUCGAUCCCCGGUCGGGUCAUGAUGGAAAAUGAUCUUAUUCUGAUUGGUCCGGGUCUUGGAUGUUUAUCUAUAUAUAUUAUAAAAUAUAGUAUCGUUGAGUUAGUAACACAAGUCUCGAACUUACUUUGGGGCUAGCUCAAUCUGUGUGAUUUGUCCUAAUAUAUUUAUAUUUUAUUUAUUAUUAGAAAUACAUGUGCAGAAAACAGACAAAAUCGCGAUCUAGAUCAUUAAUAUUAAUUAAUAAUAAAUACAUUUUUUAUCGAUUUAUAACGUCACUUUAACUACCCUUUGAAUCCUCACAACACUGUUUCUAUAUAGUGUAAAUAUAUAUUAUAAAUGAGGCGAUUAUAUUUUAUGACACGUAUGAUGACAUAAAGAUUAUGGUUAAAGUUUUAUAAUAAUUCUAAGGUGUUUAUAUAUAACACUUUAAGUAUUAAGUUUGCCAUAUGUUUAUAUUAUACCUUUAACAGUAAAUGGUAAAGCUCUGGAAUGGGUACAUAGUACUAAAUUCCUGGGCAUUACUGUGGACGACAAAUUAAAGUGGGAUAAACAUAUUGAAAUCACGGCCAAAAAACUUAGUACGGCAGCUUUUGCAGUGAGAAGGAUCAGACAGUGUACGAACAUAGAUACAGCUAGACUUGUGUAUUUCAGCUACUUUCAUAGCAUUAUGUCCUACGGACUAUUAGUUUGGGGUAAUGCAGCUGACAUAGGAAAAAUUUUUGUAUUACAGAAAAGAGCUAUCCGUUUUAUUUAUGGGUUAAAACCUCGAGAUUCUCUUCAAGAACUCUUCAAAUCAAUUAACAUCCUCACUGUGGUAUGUCAGUAUAUCUUUGAUGUGCUUAUUUUUGUCAAAUCAAAUUUACAUUUAUAUAAAAAAUUAAACGAAGUAAAUAGUGUAAACACUAGAAAUAAGCACAAACUUUGUAUGAAUAGAUUCAGGCUUAAAAAGGUUCGGCGGUCUUUCGUGGGUCAAAGUGUAAAAUUAUUCAAUAAACUCCCUGCAGAAGCUAUUAAUCUGCCAAUGAAAAAUUUUAAAAUUUAUGUUAAGAAAAAUUUAAUGGAUAAAGCGUAUUACACAAUUAACGCCUAUUUGACUGAUAAAAACGCUUGGAUCCUCCCGACAACUUUGCCACUCCACACAUGAUCUCCUAAUUUUUAUUUUACUGUUUUUUAUUAUUUUAUUCACAAUUUUGAAUUUUGUUAUAAUAAUUCGUAUGGCAUUUAAAUUUUAUUUGUAAAACAUGUACGUGAUUUGUGAUCUUCAAGUGUCUGAAUUAUACUUCUAUUUCGACGAAUAAGAAUUGUAAUUAUGAAGUCAUGGGAAUCGAGUGUGUCAUGCUCACUCAAAUGGUCAAUCUGGUGGUGGCGUCGUGGGCCGGGUCGUGAGGUUCCCUCUAUUAUGGUUGAGCUACGCGAUGGCUGUCCCAUGCGUCAACUCGUGAACGGGUGCUGCCAGAGGGAACUGGUCAUCUCGUUUCUCAUAUAUUUUCAUGUAAGUUAAUUGUGUUUCACAUCGAUAUAUAUAUAUAUAUAUAUAUAUAUAUAUAUAUAUA